This is a messenger RNA of Aspergillus piperis CBS 112811, 1260 nucleotides long. It is a transcript of the gene echA, whose product is annotated as enoyl-CoA hydratase echA. Gene Ontology annotation, biological process: fatty acid beta-oxidation. The record is from RefSeq and is a predicted model, not a curated record. Gene Ontology annotation, cellular component: mitochondrion. Gene Ontology annotation, molecular function: enoyl-CoA hydratase activity. NCBI's taxonomy places the organism in Eukaryota, Fungi, Ascomycota, Eurotiomycetes, Eurotiales, Aspergillaceae. Bases 120 to 992 code for a protein of 290 amino acids. The transcript has 3 exons.
CUAUCAUCAUCAUAUCCCCCUUCCCUUUCCCCGACUGUUUCUCUCGACCACAUCUGCAAUUGAUCUCUUCACACAUCUCUCUCCUCUCAUAUACUAGAUAAUCAGUAAUUGAACUCAAUAUGUUCUCCCGCCAGUGCUCCCGUCUCGUCUCCUCCCGCACCGCCAUCCCUCUGACUUCCUUUCUUGCCCGCGGCCGUCCGUUCUCCGCAACCGCAACCUCGGCAUAUGAGCACAUCCUCACCUCGACUCCCAAGCCGGGAGUAGGACUGAUUACCCUCAACCGCCCCAAAGCCCUCAACGCGCUCUCCAGCCCACUCUUCGAAGAACUCAACGAUGCCCUAACCACCUACGACACGGACAAGGACAUCGGUGCGAUCGUGAUCACCGGCAGUGAGAAAGCCUUCGCAGCCGGCGCCGACAUCAAAGAAAUGGCCCCCCUAACCUUCUCCUCCGCAUACAGCAACAAUUUCAUCGCCCCGUGGUCGCACCUCGCCAACGCAAUCCGCAAGCCCGUCAUCGCCGCCGUCUCCGGCUACGCCCUGGGUGGCGGUUGCGAACUCGCCCUCAUGUGCGACAUCAUCUACUGCACGUCGACCGCGACCUUCGGACAGCCUGAGAUCAAAUUGGGGGUAAUCCCUGGAGCGGGCGGGUCGCAGCGGCUCACCAAGGCCGUGGGGAAGAGUAAGGCCAUGGAGUUGAUUCUGACGGGGAAGAACUUCAGUGGAAAGGAGGCGGGUGAGUGGGGGGUUGCGGCGAGAGUGGUGGAGGGGGGUAAGGAUGAGGUGGUGAAUGUUGCGGUUGAGACGGCGGAGACGAUUGCGGGUUAUUCGAGGGUUGCGGUGGUGGCGGGUAAGGAGGUGGUGAAUAAGGGAUAUGAGGUUGGGUUGAGGGAGGGGGUGGAGUUUGAGAGGAGGUUGUUUCAUGGGUUGUUUGGGAGUAGGGAUCAGAAGAUUGGUGAGUUUGCUUCUUUCUUUUCUUUGGAAGGUGGUUGAUGCUGACGGUGGUAGGCAUGACGGCGUUUGCGGAGAAGAAGAAGCCGGAGUGGUCGAAUGAGUAAGUGGAUUGGAUAGUAUGAUGGGUUGGUCUUGGAGAUGUCAUGAGGAACCUGCCAAUUGUCAAAGUAGUAACAUCAAGCCCACCUAACGACUCAGUAAGCAUGAGAAUGAAUCAUUAAUCGUCUAUGUUCAUUAUUAGCGGUCUCUAUGUACAUUAUUAUAUUAAUUGUUAUUACAAAAGGAGCGUCAUUCAUCAUUGCGGUGA